Tribolium madens (black flour beetle) is the source of this 1941-nucleotide messenger RNA. RefSeq names its product dynein regulatory complex subunit 3-like. NCBI's taxonomy places the organism in Eukaryota, Metazoa, Arthropoda, Insecta, Coleoptera, Tenebrionidae. The record is from RefSeq and is a predicted model, not a curated record. The transcript has 7 exons. Gene Ontology annotation, molecular function: protein binding. Bases 98 to 1732 code for a protein of 544 amino acids.
CAAGACAUUUACAGUCACUGUGACAUCAAUAAUUUCAGGAAUGCUUGAAAAGUUGUUAUUUAUUAUAUCGAAUUAGUGGUGAUAAAGAUUUAUAAAAAUGAAUCCUUGCAAAUUAAAAGAACCAAAAGUCAUAGACAAUGCCCUUCUGGAAAAAUGCAUUAAAGAUCAAGGUCCUAAAGGUGAAGCAGGUCGUUUGGCGGAGAUCGAAAAAAUACCUCUUGAAGAUGUUACAGAAAUUCGAUUGGAAUUUUUGAGUAAUACGUUCUUAAUUGACCAUUUGUGGGUCUUAAACUCUUUAACAAAAUUAAAUCUCAACAAUAAUUUAUUAGAAAAAAUAGAAAAUUUGGAAAGUUUGGUGAAUUUAAUUGAAUUAAACUUAUCAUUCAACAAAAUCGCUAGAAUCGAAAAUUUAGACGAGCUUCGAAACCUUGAAAAAUUAAGUUUGUAUGAAAAUGAAAUCACCGUUUUGGAAAACAUGGACACUUUAACAAAAUUAACAGUUUUUAGUAUUGGAAGAAACAAGAUUGACGACUUGGAUAACAUUUUGUAUUUGCGGCGAUUCGGCAAUUUAAAAUCAUUAAACUUAGUGGGGAAUCCCUGUGCCGAAGAUGAAGAUUUUCGUUUAUUCAUUGCAGCUUUUUUACCGCAACUCGUUUACUACGAAUAUAAAUUAAUCUACGAUUCAGAACGGGAACUUGGACAAGAAACUUUCAGUGCAAAACUACGAGCAUUGUUGGAGAAAGAAGAACAAGAACGGGAAAUUACAGCCCUUCGGGAACAAGAGUUGGCCGAUGCCGAACUUCACGCCUCCAGUUUUGUGGAGUAUUUAAACACUCGUCAUCUGUUCGACUCCUUAUUUGCAAAUGACACUGAUGGAGUAAAUUUGUUGGAAAUCGGUGAAGACGCGCAAGAAUUCUUUGACGAAUACGAAGAGAACUUCAUGGAAUUGUGUAAACAGAUAUUUGAAAAUGGCCAGCAGCAGUAUGUUCUUCGCAAGACCGAAUAUGAUCAGUUCUUAAAAUGCGUUGAAGACGCAAACAAGGACAAUCAAGAUGAAAGCAUUAAACACAUGGAGAUAUUUCUGGAGAAGAAGGCAAUAGUGUUUCUAAAAAUAAAAAACGUACAAAACCAAUUAAACUCAAAUGAAAUUAAUUAUGACGAGUUUAUAGACAAAUGCGAUGCAUUCGUGGUGGAGUAUGAUGAAAUGUUACACGAAGUUUGGAAAGCGCUGAUGAAAUUAGAACUAGAACUUUACGAACAAAUGGAAGAGGUCAACCAAACUUUUGAACACAACAUAACAGAGCUUGUUAAUAAUUUCAUUGAAUCAUCGCAAGCUUUUUUCACUCAAAUUAGAGAGCUGGAAGUGAGCUACGCUGAAAAUAUUGGUGAUUUGGCUACCAAGUUUCAAACAAAUGCCAAUUUGAAUGAAGAAAUUGAAGUACCCACAGUUCUCAAACCGCUUAUGGCAGAUAAAGAUCUUUUACACAACGCAUUAGCAACAAGUCACGAUAUGCACAUGCAAAUUAUUGAUACGAGAGAAGACACGUUGAUUUCUAACGCCAAGGAUUGGCUAAAUGAUUUAAUCGAGAAUUUAAACACAGAUGAGAUCAAACGCAACAGAGGCAAGGUACUGGAAAUCAAUCACUUUCUUGAAAUCCAAAAACAAGAAUUUGAGGAUUUAAAUAAAGAAUACGCGCCUGACCUCGAGGACGAUAUUAUAGCCUUGGAAUAAGUAAAAUAAUAGUGCUUAUAUUUUCACAAAAGUACUUUCACAUACUCAAGCUUUAAUAUGUUUGGUAUAAUAAAUGUUACACUAUUGCAUAAAAAAGUAUUCAAAAAUAGAUUGUAAUUCAAUCAGCUAUAAAAUCGCUAUUUUUGUUUCUGCUUCAAUGAUUGCAGAUACAUUUCUAAUCCUUUUUGCACACUUUCCUGAGAGACGAA